Cladophialophora yegresii CBS 114405 is the source of this 885-nucleotide messenger RNA. RefSeq lists its product as uncharacterized. The transcript has a single exon. The record is from RefSeq and is a predicted model, not a curated record. Lineage: Eukaryota; Fungi; Ascomycota; Eurotiomycetes; Chaetothyriales; Herpotrichiellaceae. The coding region runs from base 1 to 885 and encodes 294 amino acids.
AUGACCUCCUCCACACUCAGGGCCUGCGUCUCUGGGUCAAGAUUAGAUACCUCAUACGUCAGUUUCGAGUCGGAGAAGGGAGUGAGAUCACCAAGAACCCCAACGUACAUCCCAGAUUCGCCAUCAAUACAAACAGCCCGUCCUUUCGACCACACCAGAUUCUUUGCCGAGUCCACAUCUGAGACCAAGAACAGACCCUCGUUACCACCGCCACCCGCCACGAAGCCCAUGGAAUGGAUAUGGAUCUGCCAUCUUUGUCACUCACGUUAUGCGCUCGGAGUGACGCGACGAUGUCUUGUCGAUGGACACUACUACUGCUCCGGGGAGAGCGACAAGCCAAGUAUGAGGAAGAAGAAAAAACAGAAGGCCUGCUCGAGCGAAUUUGACUACGGCGCAUGGAGAAUGUGGGGUGAAUGGCGUCGGAAAGCCCUCCGAACGAUACAAAAUGACAGAGUCUUCAAGGGCUGCGAGUCCUGUGACUUUCCCAGCCAGUGUCGGUACCCCAUCGAUACACAUCCACUCGGUGAUAUGGGAAUGGCAUCGGUGACGCCCAAAGUCACUGUGACCGAAUCAGCCCGCGAAGCAAAACGUGAAACAGAGCAAGAUAGAACCAAGAGCAAAUCAACCGCCAAUGAGAAGGUUGACUUUGAUCAGAUCUUGAAGAGCAUGGUUGAUACGGACGCACACCAGCCGACUCUGGACAUGUUGAAAGGUACGAUGCAGGAGACGGGAAGCGGGAAGAAGAAGAAGAGCUUCGGCAGCAAGGCAUUCGUUCCCUCUUUGCAGUUAGAACUGCCUCACUAUGACACAACAUUGCACGACCUGGUGGCAAUGGAUUGGGCCAAUUUUGAAGAAAUCGAAUUGGGAAAGACAAAGACGGAGUGA